This is a messenger RNA of Durusdinium trenchii, 1314 nucleotides long. The record is from the annotation of a GenBank genome assembly. Lineage: Eukaryota; Dinophyceae; Suessiales; Symbiodiniaceae.
AUGUUUGCCAAGCAUGCGCUGGCCUCUGUGUCGGCCUACGCCGCGCAUGCUCCGCAAGACAGGGAGGAGGGGGUGAUCGAACUUGAGGUGGCAGGCCUAGAUGGAGAAGGCUUCCGGGUCAGAGUGGUUCGGUCGAUGCGAGGCAGCGAGCUUCGAAAGCUCUUGAACGACCGCUUGCCACCGAAGGCCGGGGCCAGAAUCUGCUUGCAGAAAGGAUUUGAGAUGAUUUCUUUGCAGAAAAGCCUCAAGGAGCAAGGGAUUGAUGAAGAUGCGCGGAUCACUUAUGUAUAUAUGCCAGCCAGCUUGAGUGAAUCUUUUAGAUGUAUCUUGGGCUUGCCAGUGGAGGAUGAAGGACAUGCGAUGGAAGGGACCACACGUUUGGAAGGGAUGCGCACUCUGGAUCAACUACGAAAGCUUCCGAAUAGCCUUCAGAGCCUUAGCCUCAGUGGUGAAUUCAACCAGAAUUUAGAUCGAGUGACCUUGCCCAGCAACCUCCAGAGUUUGACAUUUGGCAGCGACUUCAACCAGAGCCUGGACAAGAUCAGUUUGCCCAGUGGCCUCCUGAACUUGACCUUUGGCAGUGGAUUUAACCAGACUUUGGAACGAGUGACUUUGCCCAUGAGCCUUCAAAGCCUGACUCUGAGCGGUGUAUUCAAUCAGAGUUUGGACAGAGUGACUUUGCCGCAAGGCCUCCAAAGCCUGACGUUUGGCUGGAAUUUCAACCGCAGCUUGCAAGAAGUGACGUUGCCCUUUAGCCUCCAGCAUCUGACGUUUGGCUGGGAUUUUGACCGCAGCUUGGAUGGAGUUACUUUGCCUGAGAGUCUGCAGAGCAUCACAUUUGGCGCUGGAUUCAAGAAGAGCUUAGAGAGGGUAGCUUUUCCCAGCAGCCUCAAGAGUCUUACACUGGGUGGAGGAUACAACCAGAGCUUGGAGAGAGUGGCUUUGCCGACUGGCUUACAGAGUCUGAAACUUGGCAGUUUCUUCAAUCAGUGCUUGAAAGCAGUGACCUUCCCAACCGAACUCCAAAGUUUGACUUUUGACAAUUGCUUCAACCAGAGUUUGGAGCAGGUAACUUUGCCCCCUAGGCUGCACCACUUGACAUUUGGCAGUGAAUACAACCAGAGUUUGGAGGGAGUGGUUUUGCCCAGCUCUAUGCAGAGCCUAACCUUCGGUUGGGAUUUCAACCGGAGUUUGGAGCGAGUGGCAUGGCCCUUCAACCUUCAGUUUCUAACAUUCGGCAAUGGAUUCAACCAGAGCCUGGAAGGAGUAAAUUUCCCCGACAACCUCAAGUCUUUCGUUCGGCAAUCGCUUUAA